AUGUCUUCUGGGAAUAGUAAUGGCCAGCACGGCCCUGAUUGGGAGAUGUCGUCUCCUGUCGUGUCAACUUCUCGCAACGGUACUCACUGCCAAGGGCCUCGUUCCUCAUAUUCCCCGGUUGUCCCCUCCACCCGGGGCCUGCAGUCAAAUGGCACGACGCAGGCAAAACACCUUCCCACCGUACAAACCCCCUUGCUAUCCUCCACAAUCUCCGCCGCCUCAUCCCGCGAAACUUCGCCGAUCCGACCCGGAGCCACGACAUCACGGUCGUUUUCCAUACCCCGUAAGAAUAUUCAAGACUCAAGCCACAGCCGGAAAUCGAGUACAACAUCAACUGGCAAUACCUCUGCUCCUAUAAUCCUGGACUUAGAGGGGAAUCCCAUUGACUCAAACGCUUCUCACGCUCUACUACCACCUACUGAUGCUCCGACGGACCCGUCCCUGCCCGUUAUGCCCACCAAGUCGGGUGAUCCGCCACUUCAAUGGCCCCGAUUAAAUCGAUUAAAGUCACCCCCUCCUAAUCUACCUACACGAACCCCUCUCCAACGCACAACAUCCCCUAAACGCUUGGAAAAUGACAGUAUUGUUGCCAACACUUCGAGUAAACGGUACCAUGCUGGAACUGAGGAAAUACCGUCGCCGGAUAUCUCUAUUGAAGCUUCUGAAGAUUCUCAGGGACGGAACACUCUGCGUGGUUCAAUUACCCGAGGAACUGUGCCUGCUCUUGAGACGGUUCAAGAAGGCCGUGUACCAAGGGUUACCGUAUCCGAUCUAUCUCCCAGCGAAGAAUCUGGGGAAGUUACAAAAACCACAAAGUCUCCUGGGGAUAGUGGAAGCGACAGUGGUAACAAGAGUGCUGGGUCUAAGGCAGAUGUUAGGAAAACCAUUCCUAGUAAGCCGAAGCCAGACGAGGCUGUUGCAAAACGAUCGUUCACUUCGUUGAGCUCUGCCCGCGGUAAAACCGGGGAGACAUCCAUGACCAAUAUGACCGUCGAAACCGAAACCGUUAGUUCAAUACCCCAAGUCUCCCUGGGUGUAGGGGCUGGGGAGAGAGCAGGUUUGGGUAGGAAAGAGGGGGGCCCAAUGAUCCGUUUACGUCCAAGUGAUGAGACAAUUCGACCCAAGAAAGAAAAGAAGAAAACUCGCAAGCUCAACUUGCCUGCCGGAACAGUUUCAUCGAAGGCGGAUAUUUUCGAGGCCAAAGUAGCCAGCGCAGUUGACGAUGCAGAUUCAUCAGAUUCUGCAGAGACCUUUGUAUACGAGUCAAACCCUCCUGACCCCCAUCCUGCUCGGCAACACCGAUAUCAUUCUCGAACCCCAAGCACGGCAUCGAUGGUAGGCCAGCUGGACCAGUACGGUGGCCGAAUCCGCCCUGGUGUUCGAGACCUUCAUGGAAUCACUGGGAAACGGAGUAUGAAGUUUACAAAUACUUCCUAUAAUACCAUGGACGGUGAAACCGAGGACCGUUGCUUGGGCAGAGGGAGUUCAAGGGGAAAUGGACAUAUGCAUACGGCGCGCCAUUAUCAAAUGGGACGCCAUGGGAGGAAUGGCGUCCAUCAACCUUUUGUUGAUGAUCCAGCUUUUCAAUCAUCGCACAGUCCUAAGUCACCCAGGCAACUACUUGGCAACGGUCAUAAUCGAAAUUUCAAAAAGGAUGGAGAUACAUAUGGCUACGAUUUUGAUGCUGAAGGUGCCGAUGAUGAAAGAACCCCACUUGUUGGCGCUCUGCGAGCGGCUCGUAAUCGGCAAGGACGACGCCCAUACAGCGCCGGCUUACGACAACUGGACCAUUCGGGCUCCUUACGAAUGGGAUGGUGUGCACGCUACGGCGUGUGUGCAAUACUUUUCACGUUGUUGUUUAUCUUAACAGGCGGUUCAACUAUCUUCAUUUUUGGCGCUACGCAGCCUCUUCGAGAUCUCCAUGUUCGAGAAAUCCAGAACGUUCUCGCUUCUGAACAAACAAUCAUGCUUGAUCUGGAUAUCGAAGCCAUCAACCCUAAUAUAUUUACACUCACUAUUAGCGAUAUGGAUGUGAAUAUAUUCGCAAAGAGCAGAUUUGUGGGCACCGACGCUUUUUGGAGAGAUCAUGGUCCACAUCCACCAUCGCUUCCCCGCACUGCGGAUAGCAGAAAGCGUGCUAUUAUGGCGGGGAAGAUCAACCAUCGCCAAGAGAACUCAACUGAGGUUACCACAGCUGGUGGGGUGGACAAAGGCACUGAUCCUAUUCCACCAGAGGACGACCCAAGUGGCGACCCCCAAACUAUGCUUCUAGGUCGGAUUUUCCAUUUUGCAUCACCAUUGGUCUUUGACUCGUCGCCUUGGAAACAUCGCCCCUCCAACUCCACUGGGCAGGUCCGAUUGACCAGACCAGGUAAUAAAACCGAAGAAGGAGGCUCUCUAAGGUGGGAGCGCGUUCUCCAGCAUCCCUUCGAGUUGAUUGUGCGUGGUGUCGUCAAAUACCAGCUACCAUUAACCUCUGGGACCAGAUCCGCUUCCGUGAGCUCAAAAAUCAGUGUCCUGCCGGACAAAGGGGACGAUAACGAUAAGGAUGGUGAUGAUGAUUCUGAUGAUUCGAUUCACAUCGAGUGA
Messenger RNA from Ophidiomyces ophidiicola, 2589 nucleotides. RefSeq names its product Vacuolar inheritance and morphology protein (gene VAC7). The coding region runs from base 1 to 2589 and encodes 862 amino acids. Gene Ontology annotation, cellular component: fungal-type vacuole membrane; PAS complex. The transcript has 2 exons. NCBI's taxonomy places the organism in Eukaryota, Fungi, Ascomycota, Eurotiomycetes, Onygenales, Onygenaceae. The record is from RefSeq and is a predicted model, not a curated record. Gene Ontology annotation, biological process: positive regulation of phosphatidylinositol biosynthetic process; vacuole inheritance; protein localization to vacuolar membrane.